This is a messenger RNA of Cherax quadricarinatus, 463 nucleotides long. RefSeq names its product neuropeptide-like protein 31. The record is from RefSeq and is a predicted model, not a curated record. Lineage: Eukaryota; Metazoa; Arthropoda; Malacostraca; Decapoda; Parastacidae.
UACCAUUUUAAUGUUCAACGAGCUGUCUCAAGCUAGCUAGCCACAGUCGACGCUGAGAAGCACCAGAACAAUGCAGAGUUUGGUUAUUGUUGCUGUGCUGGCCGCCUUCUGCUUGGCUGCCACAAGCGCUGCACCUUCCCCAGAUGCUGAGCCUGGCUUCCUGGGAGGUUUCGGAGGCUUUGGUGGCUACGGAGGCUACGGAGGCUAUGGUGGUGGAUAUUAUCCCUAUGGAUUUUAUCGGGGAAAAAGAAGCGCUGACGCCAACCCUAAGGCCGACGCUAAGCCUGAAGCUGAUCCCGGUUACUUAGGUGGUCUGGGCUACGGAGGCUACGGUGGUUUUGGGGGCUAUGGAGGCUUCGGAGGCUUCAGGGGAGGAUAUGGAGGCUACGGAUACUACGGUUGAUCAUUGCAUUUGUCAGCAUUUAAUACUAAUCUCAAAUUAAAACCUGAAAGAAAUAUAAAA